This is a messenger RNA of Drosophila ananassae, 877 nucleotides long. RefSeq names its product 28 kDa heat- and acid-stable phosphoprotein. Gene Ontology annotation, molecular function: RNA binding. Gene Ontology annotation, cellular component: cytosol. Bases 219 to 809 code for a protein of 196 amino acids. The record is from RefSeq and is a predicted model, not a curated record. The transcript has a single exon. Lineage: Eukaryota; Metazoa; Arthropoda; Insecta; Diptera; Drosophilidae.
GCUGUGGAAUUCCGGAACUUUCAUUCAGUUCUCAGUUGUUUCUCGACCAUUACGGAGUUCCGAAAAAUAAAGGGAUUUUAUUCUAGCAACUUUUUUUGCCAAAAAAAAAUUUUAUUUUUUUUUUUCUCGUUAGAAUAAUUAUUUAAUUGGAGAUUCCUUUCUCCCAGCUAGUAAUUUCCCAAAAGAAUCCCAGUGACUAGUAGCAAGUAGAGGGAACAAUGCCGCGUGGAAAGUAUGUGAGCCACAAGGGUCGCAGCCGCCAGUUCACUCCGGCUGAUGAACUGCAGCAGGAACUGGACCGCAUCGAGAGCGACCGUGCUGUCAUUUGGAAUCUAAUGGAUGGUUACUCCCCGAACGGAAAGAAGUCCGGCAAGGACGUGGACACUGAAUCAGAAGACGACUUCCCUCGCUCCAAGGGCGGCUCCUGUGGCGUCCAUAGUCUGAUCGAGAUCUCCAAUCCGAAUCGCCUGGCCUAUGACAAGAUGAGCCUCACCCUGGCCCUGAAGACCGAGGACGACACUGGCGUUAAGCGCCGUCCCGACUCGAAGCGCGAACGCCUCCAGAACCAGAACUUGCUCAAGAGCAGCGAGACCAAGGCCGACCUGGCCCGCCUGGCUCUCGUCCGCAAGGAGCGGGAGGCGGCCGCCGAACGCCGUCUGGCCGCCAAGGAGGCCGCCGCCGCCGCCUCGGCCGCCGGUUCCGAGACAUCUCUGAAGCGCAUCACCCCGAAGCCGUCGGUGGAUGGCCAGUCGGACACCGCCAGUGUCGGUGGCUACCAGAGGAAGUCGCGCAGUGCCCGCAAGAAGUAAUCCCAGACGUCCACGCCAUCAUCCCAAGAUGUUUUAAGCAAAAAGGAAAUAAAUCCUAUUCAUUAAAA